AUGUCCAGGGCCACCUUCAGCCUCAUGUUUGCCCUCUCAGGGCUCACUCCUGUCAUGGAGCUGAGAUGGGGGUUCACCAACAUGAGAGCAGGUUCGCUGCCCACCUGGCGCUCAGCAGAGGCGCUCCGGCAGGGGGGUGAUGCUGCGGCUGGGAUCUCUCCUGCCGGGAAUACCCUGCACGGCCCCCCGGAGCGGAGCUGCCCCGGGCAUCCCUGCAUCCCUGCCCCGGGCAUCCCUGCCCCGGGUAUCCCUGCCCCGGGCAUCCUUUCCCCGGGCAUCCCUUCCCCGGGUAUCCCUGCCCCGGGUAUCCCUGCCCCGGGUAUCCCUUCCCCGGGUAUCCCUGCCCCGGGUAUCCCUUCCCCGGGUAUCCCUGCCCCGGGCAUCCCUUCCCCGGGUAUCCCUGCCCUGGGUAUCCCUGCCCCGGGUACCCUAGCUCCGGGUAUCCCUGCCCCGGGUAUCCCUGCCCCGGGUAUCCCUUCCCCGGGUAUCCCUGCCCCGGGUAUCCCUGCCCCGGGCAUCCUUUCCCCGGGCAUCCCUUCCCCGGGUAUCCCUGCCCCGGGUAUCCCUGCCCCGGAACUCUAUACCUCUCCUCCUCUUGGUAAAACCGGGAAGUAUGACUGA
Molecule: messenger RNA, 621 nt
Organism: Ficedula albicollis (Collared flycatcher)
Lineage: Eukaryota; Metazoa; Chordata; Aves; Passeriformes; Muscicapidae
Product: basic proline-rich protein-like
Exons: 3
Coding region: 1-621 (206 amino acids)
Source: RefSeq, a predicted model, not a curated record